AUGAGCAAUCAUCGAGAAAUAAACUAUUCCAGUAGUAGCACUGAACAUGAUGACUCAAUUUUAAAUCGUGGCGAGGAAAAAGUAAAAGAUAACAAUGAGGAAAAUGAAGACGGAGAACAAGAAUCUAGUGUGCAAAAUAAAGUAGAAUCUAGUGUGCAAAAUGACCCAGAAGCUAGAGUGCAAAAUGACCCAGAAGCUAGAGUGCAAAAUGACCCAGAAGCUAGAGUGCAAAAUGACCCAGAAGCUAGAGUGCAAAAUGAACCAAAGGAAGGAACAGGAAUUCCGCGCUAUACUGACUUGAGUAAACAAUUAGAGCCCGAUUCGAGUCGACUGCCUCUGGGUCGUCAUAAUGGCUACUCGUUCUUCAGUCGAGAAUACCAAUCUCAGCGAAGGGAUAUGCUUAAAAAAUUUUUGUUUAUCAAUAUUGCAUUGUGUCUAUUCAUAUUAUGUGCAUUUUCCGUCUAUUGGGGCUCAUUUUAUUUGAGAAAUCGGAAAUUUGAUCAUUUGAAAAUGUUGGUGGUGAUUGAAGACGAUCAAGUCAUUGAAGGAAUAGAACCGGUAUUCGGGAAUACCUUGAAGUCCAUUUUACAAAGUGAAGUAGGUAAAAAGCACGGCCAGUGGCAUAUUUAUAAUACAACUGAGUUUCAAAAACGAGCGGAUAAGCAAAAUAAUUCCAUCGACAAGGAGAUUAUAAGGGUAAUUAAUCGCCAGGAAUACUGGCUUUCAUUGCAUGUUCGUGCAAAUGCAUCAUACAAUUAUCACAAUGCUUUAAGCCAAGGAGAUACAAGCUAUAAUAUCACAGCAAACACCGUGGUAUGUGAUUAUGAAACAGGAAGAGACUUUCUUAAUAUGGGGCUGUAUAUUGUUCCACAAGUGCAAGCAAUUGAAAAAAUUUGGUUUCAAUAUCAGCCAAUUAUGACUCUGGCCUUAUCACAAAAUAUUGAAAUUAACCUGUCAUUGCAAAUCCAAGUUUUAAGUCUGCCUCUACAGUUUUUGAUGAUUGAUAGAGUACCUUGGACUGAUACAGUACUAGUGGCACCAUGUCAGGUUGGAUUUAUUUAUAUGAUAAUAAUAACCUUCUUUGGGUUUAGUUUUUUCAGUGAAGUGCAUCAAAAAGUAGCAAAGUCUGGCUUAAACAAAUUCCAGUUUUUGAUUUGGAGAUAUUUUUCAUCAAUAGUUACAUAUAUCAUAAUUUCCUUGUUUUUUGGGCUAGUCACCUUGGCAUUUCAAGUUGAUUUCACAGUCAAUUAUGGCAAACCGGGUUUUUUGGUGUACUGGUCAAUUGCAUUUUUGACUAUGUGUGCUGUUGGUUUGGCUAAUGAAAUAGUAGCUAUGCUUAUAAUUUCGGUGCGACCUCCAUUAUUAGGGUUUUGGAUGUUGUCUUGGGUUGUUUUGAAUAUUUCCCCAACAUUCGGACCAAUGGCUUUAAUGAAUAGAUUUUAUCGUUAUGGUUAUGGUAUGCCUAUUUAUAAUAGUUUUCAAGCUGCAAAGACUGUGUUUUUUGAUGUUUACAAGGGAGAUUUAGGACGUAAUUUUGGAAUAUUAGUUGCUUGGUGGGCUCUCCUCACUGCAGUUUUUCCAGUUGUGGUAGUUUACUUUGGAAAGACUAUGGCUAAAAAGGCACAGGCAGCUGCUAAAGCUCAAGCAGAAAUGUUUGCAGAAAAGCAAAAGGAGGAGGGAACAAUACAAGGAAGAUAA
This is a messenger RNA of Lodderomyces oxycetoniae, 1698 nucleotides long. RefSeq lists its product as uncharacterized. Bases 1 to 1698 code for a protein of 565 amino acids. The transcript has a single exon. The record is from RefSeq and is a predicted model, not a curated record. NCBI's taxonomy places the organism in Eukaryota, Fungi, Ascomycota, Pichiomycetes, Serinales, Debaryomycetaceae. Gene Ontology annotation, cellular component: membrane.